Messenger RNA from Daphnia carinata, 3283 nucleotides. RefSeq names its product mucin-17-like. NCBI's taxonomy places the organism in Eukaryota, Metazoa, Arthropoda, Branchiopoda, Diplostraca, Daphniidae. The record is from RefSeq and is a predicted model, not a curated record. The transcript has 9 exons. The coding region runs from base 22 to 2784 and encodes 920 amino acids.
GUGAGCUCGAUUCACAUCAAGAUGGCUGAGCCCUCCACAGAAUUGCCAACUGCAGAAACAACCUCAGCCAGCGGGCCUUCUCUGCCAAAUAACGCCAAAGUCAGGAAUAAACUGCUAGCCCUCAAACUGAACUCGGUCAACGGCCCAAAAAAACAACCUAAAAAGGCAGCAGAAAAAGUCAGAAUAGACAACCUCCCAGAAGCUGAACUACAAGCCCUAUUGGACGAAGUGUUGCAGUAUAGUGGAAAACGGGAUGGGGAAAAAGGAUCAGAACUUUUUCAAGCCUUAUUAAGGGAGACACAAGAGUCUGGUGAAGAGAGUCCCCCUGCCUUCAGACCAACUCAAAACACAUCCAAUCCAUCUGCUGCCCAGCAACGCAGACGGAGAUCAAGGAAGGAGAGCAGUGUACCAUUUUCUCAUCUCAACUCAGGAGUAUUGUCGGUUCAAUCAAAUACUGUGGCAGGCAGCAACAGAAAAGGAGGAUCUUUACAAAAUAUUUCAUCUCAUAGCCAGAGUGAACGGGGUAGUGUGCGCCGGAGAAAACGUCACGACACAUCAGACAGCGGAUCGACUCUUGGGAGUCCACGCAAACGGGAAGGAGGAUCUUUGCCCUGUGAUGUAGCAAGAGGGUCGAACAUCAUUGUCAAACUCGAUGAACUAGUUUUAACGAGUACAGAAAACAUUCAUACUGAAUCUUCCCGUUUGACCGAUGACUGCGUAAUUAACAUGGAAGGAAUGCCUGAAUCGGAAGAUAAAUUUCCUGAACGAUGGAAUAGUCGUCCCGUCCGCAGGAUUGAAUCUUCAACCUCUACAUGCGGUGUAGAACCGAUGGAGCAGGACUCAGAAAUGUGUUCUUCCGAGAACGCUGGGCUAACGAAAAGCCUUUUAUCAAAAGGUUCAAAAGAGUACGGCACUAUUCGAUGCGAAGUUGAUGCAGCGAUCCCUUUUGUACCUUUUGAUUCUACUGCCAAUCAAGAAGUAAACAGGCCCAAUACAAUAAAUGGAUCCUUGGUUGAAGAUGGUAUACCUCUCCAGCGGCGAAUUCACCGUCAUACUGGAGGUGUUAGCGAUGCUCGUAUGGAUGAGAACGGCAACCCUUUCGGGAGCGUCAAUGGAACGUCUAUUUCAACACUGUUGCAACGGACAAGCCCGCCCGGGACAAGCACUAUCAAUAUGACAUCGGUGAGUAAUGGGAGCGGAAUUUCAACGCCCAAAGGGGUUCAACGCAUCAAGAACAAGAAGAAAGGCAAAGACGGAAACGUUUUAUUAGCAAAAGAAAUUCCUGGUUUCGUCGGAAAUCGCAACGUGGAUGAGUUGCUCGAGUACAUCGAGUCUUCUGAGAGUAACGGGAAAAAAGCUGCCGAUAAGAAGACUGGACUGAAACACAAUGGGACGCUGACGAAAGAAUCGUCUGCUAAAGUGAAGCCCAAGGACAAAAAGAGUUCAAAGUUGCUUCACCGUCAAACGAAUCCAAACCAAGCCGAUUCGGAAGACUCUGAUACGCCAGGUGGUGACUCUGUCAACUCCCCUGUUAGGAAAGACGAGGACUACAUGUUCAGAUCGAAAACAGAAGGCGUUGAAGAGCUCGAAGCGGCUGUUGCGGCAGCGGCCGCCGACUUUCAAACUGUGACGAAGAGGCAGCGUCGCAAGAAGCGCAACUCGCUUUCCAACUCGACCACUGGCAGCAAGACCAAAGAGUUACUGGAACAGUCGCACAUGAACAACCUGUUUUACAACGCUUCGUCGCCUUCAGUGAUGAUGCGCCCGCCACGUCAAGCACCUGCUAAUAUAUCAGGAAACCAAGUCGCCAUUCAGAUUAGCGGAGGCACAGUUGGAAACGGACUCGGUGGCAGCAAUGAAGCGGCCAAGAAACUGGUAGCGAGCGUACCACCGUCUGAGCCGUCGGAUUUGGAUUCCGACGGUGGUGACAGUGUUCAUUCCUUGCCCGUCCAGCCAUCGGCGCCUCUCUUCCCUCCUCCUCCCUUGUAUCAUCAACCACCUCCUUCGGGGAACUCAAUUUCUUACGCCGAUAUUAUGCGAUCGGAACAACACACCAAGAGUGACGUGGUGUUCCUCGCUGAGUCUAGUCAGCCUAUCGAUGUCAAACAACCCUGUGCCACCACUCCACCCGCCGUCGGCCCUGCUUCAUUGACUGAUCUUGUUGCCCCCGCCGCCCCAUCUACUGCUGCGGCUAACGUGCCUUGCAACAGAACAGCGCCCAGAUCGACCCUUUCAGGUGUCCCUCUUCGAAGAGCCGCCUCCUUACCGCCCACCUCGCCGAGCGUCGAGACUCCACCGGUCGUGAUUGUCGGAUCGAGUUCGAGCACCCAAGUUGACGUGACAUUUGGGUUUGAGUUAAACGAACAGCUGUUGGCGCUCUCAGUACAACCGUCCCCGCCGUCUCAGCCGCCAAAAGAAACUCAGACGAGCCUUCUCAGUUCGCCAGAGGCAUACACGGAACCGAUUAUGGUAUCGUUCUCGCCAGAACCAAGCUCAGAGACCAAACCAGAGACCGAGUUCUUCCCACCGACUUCAACUCCUCUGUCGUCUUCUCCCGAGAUGUCCACUACACCCACCGCGGUCGAUUUCGCUUCUCGUUAUCGCGAACGGCCAGAACUGCUCAAUCCUCCCCACUCACGAAGAUCGUACGAGAUUGUUGAUUUCAUCAGUCAAGCUUGGAAGCGAAUUGAACGAAAGUUGGAUGAACAGCAACAGCAACGUGGCGUCGGUAGUAAUGGAGGCCUAGCGCUUCAGUCGAGUAUUCGUGUGUACACGUUGGAGUGAAGUGAAGAAUUUCAAGAUAAAAAUAAUCGGCAUCCAGACUCGCUGCCUCUCGGAUACUGAGCAGCAAAACUUUUGUGAUCGGAAUCAUACUUCGUGUGUGAAUUUGUGACUCGCUCGUCAGACCAAACUUGAGUGCACCGUGUGCGCGCGUCCAAACCGGGCACCCUAAAUACUAGAAUCGCCUGUGAAAAAUCAGUGACGACGUCCAACGCGAAAAAUCGCGAUGGACAUCCCGACGUCGCCUAUGUGCGUGCUUGGUUGUGUGUGACUUUCUUCGUCUUUCUCUUUUUCUUUGUUUUUUUUUUUUUUUGUUUGUUUGUUUUUUCUCCGAGUGUGUAUGUAUGUUUCAUUUUGACUCUUUGAUUUUCUUUUUGUUGAUGUUCCAGCCGUCUAGUCGUGGAGGACGAAGGGUAUCGUUUAUCGAGAGAAAGUUAUACCUCUCUUAGAUUGGUUUCUCUCGUUUGCGUUUUUUGCGAGACAAAUGGUGAAAUACCUCCCU